Hyaloscypha bicolor E is the source of this 1584-nucleotide messenger RNA. RefSeq names its product MFS general substrate transporter. The record is from RefSeq and is a predicted model, not a curated record. NCBI's taxonomy places the organism in Eukaryota, Fungi, Ascomycota, Leotiomycetes, Helotiales, Hyaloscyphaceae. Gene Ontology annotation, biological process: transmembrane transport. Gene Ontology annotation, cellular component: membrane. Bases 1 to 1584 code for a protein of 527 amino acids. The transcript has 7 exons. Gene Ontology annotation, molecular function: transmembrane transporter activity.
AUGGACGUCGAUAGAAGGAAGGUUUCUGGAGAGCCUUCUACCUCACAGAUUUCAGUGGCACGAGUUGGAAGGGAGCAUCUGUCGGAUUCGCUUGCUCCUCACGAGACUUAUGAAGGUCGACACCGAUUUGACCCUGGCGCCACAUGGACCGAGCAAGAGGAGAGGAGAGUCGUUCGGAAGACUGAUCUCUAUCUUCUGUCUUGGAUUUGCGUAAUGUUCUUUGGACUCCAGUUGGACAGAGGAAAUCUCUCAAAUGCUCUAGCCGACAAUCUCCUGAAGGACCUGCAUCUGACCAGCGAUAACUACAACAAUGGGACCACCAUUCAGCUCCUCUGCUUCCUGACUGCGGAGUUCCCAGUCCAGUUUCUUACCAAACGGUAUGGUUUCAAAUAUGUUCUGCCUACUAUGAUGAUGCUUUGGGGAACAGUUUCAUGGUCCCAGGCUUGGAUGACCAACCGUACAUCGUUUUAUAUCACACGAGCUUUUAUUGGAGCCUGUGAAGGCGGCUUCAUUCCUGGCACGAUUCUCUUUGCAACAUAUUUCUACAAGACGAAAGAGCUUGCAAUUCGUCUCGCUUGCUUUUGGUCAACGUUGAACGUUGCACGAGUCAUCUCGGCUUUGCUACCGGCAGGAAUCCUAGAAAUGCGAGGUAUUGGUGGCAAGUCAGGAUGGUUUUGGCUUUUUUUGAUCGAGGGUCUCCUCACAUUUCUAAUUGGAGCUAUAAGCUUUUUCUAUCUUCCUCAAUCACCAACCUCUACGAAGGGUGUCCUUUUCCGAAAUUCUUGGUACACAGAGCGAGAAGAAACAAUCAUGACAAAUAGAGUCCUCCGCGACGACCCUGCAAAGGGCCUCACUGCGCUCAAGGAAGCUGCCACUUGGAAAGAUGUGAAAGCUUCCUGGAGCGAUUCCUCAAUGUGGGGAUUGUACUUCAUUGGGCUUGUUGCCUACAUACCCGCUACUCCCGUUACUGGAUAUCUCACGCUCACCUUAAAACGCCUUGGAUACAGCACCUUCAAUUCGAAUAUGCUCACCAUUCCGGCGGCAGUGUUGCAAAUAAUCACAAUGCUCACUUUGUCGUACAGUAGCGACUACUUCAAUGAGCGCGCCUUCCACUGCUUUCUCGGAGAAUUCUGGAUCCUACCUAUUCUUGCUGCACUCAUCACUAUUCCGGAUGGCGGACGAAAUUGGGCGCGCUUCUCUAUGAUCACUCUGAUUUCUGGCUAUCCCUACUUCCACCCCAUUGUUUCCUCGUGGAUCAGUGAAAACACCUUCGACGUGAAGAAGAGAGCAAUUACAGCAGCAACCUACAAUGUGAUCAUUCAGAUCGGAUCUCUGAUUGGUUCACAGAUAUAUCGCUCUUAUGAUUCGCCAUACUGCCACCAAGGGAACAAAGUCUUGAUCUCCAUCUGUGCACUGUCUCUCGUGACAUUUUUGGCGCAGCGAGCGUAUCUGAGCAUUUUGAAUAAACGAAAGGAGAAAAUCUGGGAUUCUAUGACUAUGGACGAGAGAUCGGUAUAUCAAAACGAUCAGGGGGCACGGGAGCUGGAUGGGAACAAGAGGUUGGACUUCAGAUUCAAGUAUUGA